AUGUCACCUCCGAGGCCUGCGUUCGAUUCCCUGCCUUUGCGCAAAGAUGGGCCCCCAGGGAAUGCGUGGGGGAUGUUUGGUGAUCAGGAUCAAAUGGGCAUGCUCAAUCUUCUAACGCCAGAGAAUACCGCUGCGGCUGCCCGUGAGAUUGUUGAGGGUGUGCGUGUCUCGACGGAUUGGGCUCUCAAUAGCAUGGCUACCCCUUGCUUUGGACGAUCCGCUUUCGAGCACGUUAUCAAGAACAAGGCUCCCCGACCAGUCAACGACGAUAUAUUGGUCUUCAACACACAGAGUAGUAGCCAGUGGGAUGGCUUCAGGCAUUAUGGCUCGGCGCAAGGAACUUUCUUCAAUGGAUGUACCCAGGACGAGGUCGACAACUCUGCUCGAAAUGGCAUUCACGUAUGGGCCGACAACGGCGGCAUCGUUGGGCGGGGUGUCCUUUUGGACUAUGCGGGCUGGGCAGAGGCGAACGGGGAGGAAGUGAACUGUUUUCAAACCCAGUCAGUCCCAGCUUCUGUGCUUCAAAAGGUGGCUGCGAGUCAGAAAACCACAUUCCGGCCUGGAGACAUCUUGUUCAUCCGCACUGGGUGGACACGAGCGUACAAUGAGCUCUCGCAGGCGGAAUGUCAGCGCCUUGCCGACUAUGCUGCGCCUCCCGUAAUUGGAGUCGAAUCGUCUGAGGCCAUGCUUCGCUGGCUUUGGGAUCUCGAGGUGGCUGCUGUGGCGGGAGAUAUGCCGAGCUUCGAAGCAUAUCCCUGUCAGAACAAAGACUUCUUUCUUCACGAGUGGUUGUUAGCGGGAUGGGGCGUCCCGAUUGGAGAAUUAUUCGACCUUGAGCAGCUCUCCCAGGAGUGUCGAAAGAGAGGUCGCUGGACCUUUUUCUUCAGCAGUGUGCCAUUGAAGUCGCAAGCUCCUAUACGAGAAGGCAGUCAUUCCACCUCGUGUAGUGAGCCGUCAACGUUCACCCGCUACUCUGAUGAGGUGCCACCAGAACGCGACGACUGGUGGUACAAAGGAACCGACAACUUGCUGUUGAAUCGGUCGGGUGAACAUCAUUUUGUGGGUGCCUCGUCCACCACACAUCUUGCGAAACGCUUGAACCCCGGAUCGACAAAUCUUGCUUGGGAUGUGCGCCCACUCUACAAUGACCCUGCUUCACUAAGAAGACCGAUCAGCGGUGCUCUACCCCAGUUACCACCAUUCGAGUUUGCCAAGAGGCUAUUUUGGGUGCAAUAUGCUUACAUCGGGACUAUCUUCUCCCUUAUUCAACCGCUCGAAUUUGAAGAUCGCCUUGACCUAGUCUAUCACCAACCACUUGACUUUUCACAUCGCGAGUCCUGCUUAGUGUAUUGUCAAACCUUGUUGGUCAUUGCCUUUGGCUUGAUGUACAGUGUGAAUCAGUGGAGCGGUGAAGAAGGGCCCCCGGGCUUCCAGUAUUUUAAGUAUGCGUUACGUUUCUUGCCAGAUAUCCAUGAAGAAGGCUCUAUCUUCUUUGUUGAGGUCCUAUGCUAUGUGGCAUAUUACAUGCAGAACCUGAACAGACGGGACGCUGCUUUUCUUUACAUCGGACUUGCUCUUCGGAUGGCAAUCUCUCUUGGACUUCACCAGGAAGUCUCCGAUCCCUCGAUAAGUGAAGCAGCCCGCAACCGUCGACGUCGGGCUUGGUGGUCUGUCUACAGUCUAGAUCGGCUACUCUCUGUCAAGUCUGGCAAUCCUAUUACAAUUGAUGAUGCGGAUAUCGGUAUAACCUGGCCCACAGCAGUGGAUGGAUCAACAUUCGACCCAUGGCCCUCAACCGUUCUCACCCAUUACACCCAAUUGUCCCGUAUAUUGGGACGGAUUGGCGAAGAUCGGCUCCGCAUGGAUUUCAACUCACUCGAUUCGCAUAUUAAUCGAGAGUCUGUCUCCAUCAACUUGCACUUCUACUCAUGUGUGAACAUGACUGCACGUCCAUUGGUCUUCUAUGUUAUUCAACGACGACUCGACGCAGAAGCGCUGGGAUCUGCCACAAAAGAUUGGAAAGAAGGACUUUCUCCCAAUACUGUCGCUGUCAUUGACAGCUGCAUCACGGCAGCGCGAGCAACUACUGUGAUCAUGGAUGCAGCUGCGAAACACAAUCUCGUUGCUACAUAUGGCUACCUGGAUGGCGAAUAUAUCUUCUCCGCUGCAUUGCUGUUGGUCAUGGUGAAUGCCGCUUUCCCACUCAAUGAAACCAAUGCCCGGGCCAUGGAGACCGCAUUGAGCCUGCUUCGCGGUAUGGCGGAUCGCGGUAAUACAUAUUUGGGUGCACGCCAUGUGCUACUGCUGGAGUUACGAGCCGCUAUUGGACCUAAACCUGCCGAUGCUAAUAAUGCUGCUGUGGUAGAUGCCCUUGCUGCGGAUCCAAGGGGCCCUGAGGCGCCGGAAGAUGAUAAUGGCACAAGCACCCCUAGAGAAGUUCCAUAUAGAAGCGCAGAUCUGGUUGCUUCGCAGGUGAUCACUGAUGACUGGUCACAGAAUCUGGAUCUCCCUACUCUACAAGACAUUGCUCUUCAGUUUGAUCUCAAUGAUGAUCCGGCACUCUGGGAAGGUGCUCUGGAUCAAAUUGAUAUCGACAUGGACACUGACUGGAUUGAGAGUACGUUGAAACGAUAA
Messenger RNA from Penicillium bovifimosum, 2634 nucleotides. RefSeq names its product transcription factor domain-containing protein. The record is from RefSeq and is a predicted model, not a curated record. Lineage: Eukaryota; Fungi; Ascomycota; Eurotiomycetes; Eurotiales; Aspergillaceae. The transcript is spliced from 10 exons. Gene Ontology annotation, biological process: DNA-templated transcription. The coding region runs from base 1 to 2634 and encodes 877 amino acids. Gene Ontology annotation, molecular function: arylformamidase activity; zinc ion binding; DNA binding.